UUCCAAGGAGGAAGUUGGCCGGAUAUGGAAGAUGGAGCUGCUCAAAGAAUCAGAUGGGCUGGGAAUUCAGGUUAGUGGAGGCCGAGGAUCAAAGCGCUCACCUCACGCUAUCGUUGUCACCCAAGUGAAGGAAGGAGGUGCCGCUCACAGGGAUGGCAGACUGUCCUUAGGAGAUGAGCUGCUGGUAAUCAAUGGUCACUUACUGGUCGGGCUCUCCCAUGAGGAAGCUGUAGCCAUUCUCCGCUCAGCCACUGGAAUGGUUCAGCUGGUGGUGGCCAGCAAGGAGAACUCUGCAGAGGACCUCCUCAGGUUAACAUCUAAGAGCUUGCCAGAUCUGACCAGCUCUGUAGAGGAUGUGUCGUCUUGGACCGACAACGAAGACCAGGAGCCAGAAGGGGAAGAGGAGGAAGGAAGCGGAUCUUCUGUCCGGGGAGCAAUGCCCGGGACAGAUGAGCCCCAAGAUUUGUGCGGCCCUGAGGAAUCCAAGGGGAACUCGGAAAGUCCCAAACAAGGUGGCAAUAAAAUGAAACUCAAGAGUCGUCUUUCAGGGGGUGUCCACCGCCUAGAGUCUGUUGAAGAAUAUAACGAGCUGAUGGUGCGUCAUGGGGACCCCGGGCCAGGAUGCUGGAGGUCUCCCGAGAUGGCAGAAAGCACUCCCUUCCCCAGCUGCUGGACUCUUCUGGGACAUCGCAGGAAUACCACAUUGUGAAGAAAUCCACCCGUUCCCUGAGCACUACUCACGUGGAAUCUCCCUGGAGACUCAUCCGGCCAUCUGUUAUCUCCAUCAUUGGGCUAUACAAAGAAAAAGGCAAGGGCCUUGGCUUUAGCAUUGCUGGAGGUCGAGACUGCAUUCGAGGCCAGAUGGGGAUUUUUGUCAAGACCAUUUUCCCAAAUGGAUCCGCUGCAGAGGAUGGAAGACUCAAAGAAGGGGAUGAAAUCCUAGAUGUAAAUGGAAUUCCAAUAAAGGGCUUGACAUUUCAGGAAGCCAUUCACACCUUUAAGCAAAUCCGGAGUGGGCUGUUUGUCUUAACAGUACGCACUAAGUUGCUGAGCCCCAGCCUCACACCUUGCUCCACCCCCACACAUAUGAGUAGAUCGAGUUCCCCAAACUUCAACACCAGUGGGGGGGUCUCAGCAGGAGGCUCCGAUGAAGGUGGUUCUUCAUCCCUGGGCAGGAAGGCCCCUGGGCCCAAGGAUAGGAUUGUCAUGGAAGUCACACUCAAUAAAGAGCCAAGAGUUGGAUUAGGCAUUGGAGCCUGCUGCCUGGCUUUGGAAAACAGCCCUCCUGGCAUCUACAUUCACAGCCUUGCCCCAGGAUCAGUGGCUAAGAUGGAGAGCAACCUGAGCCGAGGAGACCAAAUCUUGGAAGUGAAUUCUGUCAACGUUCGCCAUGCUGCUUUAAGCAAAGUGCAUGCCAUCUUGAGCAAGUGUCCCCCAGGACCCGUUCGCCUGGUCAUCGGCCGGCACCCUAAUCCAAAGGU
Molecule: messenger RNA, 1481 nt
Organism: Castor canadensis (American beaver)
Lineage: Eukaryota; Metazoa; Chordata; Mammalia; Rodentia; Castoridae
Source: RefSeq, a predicted model, not a curated record